AUGCGUUCUUUCCUUUUAACAGCCUGCAUGGCUGGCAGCACUAUUGCUUAUGAUUCCCUUUUUGCUUGGAAGUCAGCUCCUAUCGCCGAAACCAGAACUUUGGAUGAGCUCCAUGCUGCGGCGCUCACUGAGGGAGGAGUUAUUAAUCUUUGGUCCGGGGGUGAUGAGCCAGCGCAACAGAACCAGUUGAAGACUGCUUUCGAAGCUCGGUUCCCGGGUAUGACACUCAAUGUUACUGUUGAUGUCUCCAAGUACCAUGCUGGCAGGAUUGAUCGACAACUCAACGAGGGAAAACUCCAGAUUGAUGCCACCGUUCUUCAAACCGUCCAGGACUUCCCACGCUGGGCCCAACAAGGCGUUUUGCUCAACUACAAGCCAGUCAACUUCGACUUGAUUGACCCUUCUUACCGAGACUCAUUCGCAGCUUGGUAUGGAGUCUAUAUUAUCAAUUGGUCUACUUUGACCAACCCAUCCAAGUUGGCAGCCGGUACACAGCUCCCAGUUGAGUGGGAUGACUUCCUCCGACCUGAGUUCAAGGAUAAAUUGGUAGUGACAUAUCCAAAUGAUGACGAUGCCGUGCUUUUCGCAUUCGACCUCAUGUAAGUCCUCUGCUCUCACUCCAUACCCAAAACAUGACUAAUCCCAAUCCCCAGCAUGCAACAAUACGGCAUCGAAUGGUUCGAGUCCUUCCUGAAGCAAAACCCAUUCUGGGUCCGCGGUACCGAAACCCCAGGUACCAUCGUCCGCCAACAAAACAGCACCUACGCCGUCGCCAUUCCAUCCUCCCUCAACCGUCCCUCUGCACCACUCAACGCCACCCGCCCAACCACGGGCCAAUUCGCAGCCUGGCCCCAAACCGGCGCGAUCUUCAAGGACGCACCACAUCCCGAGAGCGCCAAGUUGCUCUUCAACUACUACGUCAGCAAUGAGUUCCAGGAGCUCCGAACUUCGGGCGGUAGUUGGAGUGUUCGAACGGAUAUUGCUACUCCUGCUGGAGUGCAACAGCUUUCUAACAUGUCUACUGUGAAUACUGCUGCGUUUGGACGGUUUAUGGCGGAUCGUGCGAGGGUUGAGAGAUUGAAGUUUUACUUUGAGUCGGUUAUUGGGCCGGCGCAGGGUUUGAGCCCGUUGGUUGAUGGGGUGUAG
Hymenoscyphus albidus is the source of this 1146-nucleotide messenger RNA. The record is from the annotation of a GenBank genome assembly. Lineage: Eukaryota; Fungi; Ascomycota; Leotiomycetes; Helotiales; Helotiaceae.